AUGGCAGACACAAGAAAUGAGAAUGAUAACGAUGAUAAUGAUGAUAUGGCUAGACAAGAAGCAUUUAAUAGUAAAGUCACAGAAGUAGAAGGAGUUAUGCAAGCUAAUCUCCCGCGAUUAGCUCAAGAGGUAGAAAGUCGGGUGUUGGGAGUUGUGGAUGCCAUGAUGACUAGCAAAAUCGAAGAGUUGAAAGAACUGAUUGAGGGAUCUAAAAGCAAAAGCAAAGAACGACGGUGCACGUAUAAGGACUUCAUGGCAUGCAAUCCUGCAACGUAUGAUGGUAAGAUCGACCCGAUUGCAUGCCAAAGAUGGAUUUCAAAUAUAGAAGCAGUAUUAAUACGAAGUCAGUGCAAUAAGGAAGAUCAGGUGAAUUUUGCUACUGGCCAACUCACUCUCCAGGCGAAAGAUUGGUGGGAUGCGCAUAGCAAGGAAAUAGGGGAGGAUAGACUCCAAAAGAUGACUUGGCAAGAGUUUAAGGAGCCCUUUAUGAGAUACCAUUGCCCUCAGUCGGCUAUUGAUAAGAUUCAGGAAGAUUUCUUGCGCCUCCGACAGAAGAACGAAUCAAUAAAUGAAAUAUCAAAUACUUUUAUGGAUAAGAUGAAAUUCUGUGGGGAUUUUGUGAAGACUGAAAGGAUGAAGAUCAAUCGCUUUUACGGGGUAUUAAAGGCGGAGUUUAGGGAGUUCAUCACUCUUUCGAAAUGUGAAACCCUUGAUGAGCUUAUCAACCUGGCACGGGAUAGAGAAAUCGAAAUCAAGAGACAAGAAGAACGUGGUGAAAAGAGACCCAGUGAAAAGGGUGCAAGUUCGAGUCCAUCUAAAAAGGGGAAGUAUCAAGAGCAAGGAAGGAAGGAUAAGUCAAAGGGGGGUAUUACUCCUUGCAAGACUUGUGAAAAACUUCAUACUGGCGAGUGUCUGUUAGGCAAGAAGGGAUGUUACAAGUGUGGUAAGGAGGGACAUUCGUCUUACCAAUGCCCGAACAACCCGAAGACUUGUUUUAAUUGUUUCGAAAGGGGCACGUUAAAUCGGAGUGCCCUAAACUUCAGCAAGAACCGAAAAAGGAAGAUAAGAAGCAAGAGGGUUCUAAAGCUAAAGGGAGGAUGUUCCAAAUCACAUCCGAGGAGGCUAAAGUUCAUCCGAAUGUAG
This is a messenger RNA of Helianthus annuus (common sunflower), 1143 nucleotides long. RefSeq lists its product as uncharacterized. Lineage: Eukaryota; Viridiplantae; Streptophyta; Magnoliopsida; Asterales; Asteraceae. The record is from RefSeq and is a predicted model, not a curated record. Gene Ontology annotation, molecular function: nucleic acid binding; zinc ion binding. The transcript has a single exon. The coding region runs from base 1 to 1143 and encodes 380 amino acids.